Molecule: messenger RNA, 1050 nt
Organism: Guillardia theta CCMP2712
Lineage: Eukaryota; Cryptophyceae; Pyrenomonadales; Geminigeraceae
Exons: 10
Coding region: 1-1050 (349 amino acids)
Source: RefSeq, a predicted model, not a curated record
AUGGAUGCUUGUGCAGCUGUUUGCGGCUUGACUUUGGUUCUUGCAGCUGACUUCAAGAUGAAAGCUUGCUCCCUUCACCUCCUAGCUCUUGCUUUGUCUUGCGUUGCGCUGCGAUUGGACGGCGCUCCUCCUCCAGGAACUCGCAUCAGGCAAACGCAGUGCACGUCCUGGCCCAGGCCCCUCAACAUUCUUGGCUUUGCGAACCUCUGCGCAGACAUGUACAUGCACCCGUGUCAGAACACGGUCUCCGUGGAGAUUUACCUGGAGGGUGCAACAGACGACCUUUUCUUCCAGGAAAUCUCUCCGGACGAGGGAGGGUUCUGCGCGAAGCCACCGGCAACCUCUGCAGUGACCAGCGCGUGCGGAACUGACUCCAUGAUCUGCAUGAGUUUUAUCAAGGAUGGUCAAGACACGCUGCACAUUGGGCCGAGGUUUUUGUCCGGUUGCCCGAGUGUCACCCUCAAGAACUGCCGGACAUUCCCUGGAGCUUAUCUUCCGGAGAUCCCGAUGCAGCUUGACUGUUUCCAACUAGGAUUCAACUGUUCGAACCUGCAAACAUGCGACAAAUGCAUCGAAAAAGGGUGCGGAUGGUGCAGCGAGGGAGGAGGGCAGUGCAUGGAAGGAGGUCUUCACGGCCCGAUGUGCUCGACCUGCGGUAGCAACUGCUCGUGCUCAUGGAGCUACGGCCAGUGCAAGGUGCCGGAGGCUGACAUGGAGAAAUUUGAGCGCGACCUGAAUCAGACAGCCGAGGCCCUGAAGAAAGCGACCAAUGAGCUGGAGGACCUCGAGGACGUCAUCCGUGACGGCAAGGCCGUGGACAUCUCCGGAACUUCCUACAAGUGCAAGACUGAUGGGCAGAUGAAGAGCUCUAGAGCCAUCUCGACGACCUUUGCCGUCCUGAUCUGCCUCUUUACCUUCCUGGGAUCGACACUCGUGGGGUGCUACUCUGGGAAGCAAGGAUACGCCGAUGCCCUGUUGGAGAGGCUCUCGUCGCUGAAGAGGAGGGUGAUGUCCAGGAACACCAUGGACGCAGGGUCGCUCUACUCUUGA